Molecule: messenger RNA, 3042 nt
Organism: Chenopodium quinoa (quinoa)
Lineage: Eukaryota; Viridiplantae; Streptophyta; Magnoliopsida; Caryophyllales; Amaranthaceae
Product: F-box protein At2g32560-like
Exons: 5
Coding region: 1370-2587 (405 amino acids)
Molecular function (GO): protein binding
Source: RefSeq, a predicted model, not a curated record
UUGUUUUAUCGGCAUCUGCUAACGGUCAAAUUCAGCGUUUUCGCGGUUGUUUCUCCCACUUGUAAUUCGAGGAGAGAGAAAGACUGUUUUUGUUUCUUUCGAGGUAAAGAAUCACCGCCCACCAUUCCCCAUCAAUGUAUUUCUUUUUUGUAAUUGUUUGCCCACCAACUGUUUGUUGAAUUACCCCAAUGAAUAAUAACAAAAUUACAAAGAAAUAAAAAGAUGGAGUUAUGCUUUAUAGUAUAAUAAUGGAGUUUUUUGGGUGAAGAAGAAGAACAAGAAGAAGAUAUUGCUGAAAUUAUGGUGAAAAAGGGACCCUGUUUUGCCCUUUAACUUCACCUACAUUACCAGCAAUCUUCAUUAAAUCUAUCCUCUUUAACCUUAACCCUAAAAAAUUUUCAAUCUUUUUUUGUCAAUUUUUGCAUUUUUUAUUUGUUUAGAGAAGUUGGGUACACCUAAUUUUGCUGCAUAAGUACUAGUUUCAACUACCCAGAUCUGGGUUAUGUUUUGCUACAUUUGUUGGAUUUUGUUCUUAAGAAAGAUCUGUUUCUUGUUACAUUGAAAUUCUUAUUUAAUUUUUUUUGAAGAUAAGGGUUUCUGUAUCUGGACCUAUAUGUCUUCCUAGGUGUCAGAUUAAUAAAAUAGAAAAAACCCCAUUUUGAUUUUGGGUUGAAUUGAAAAAACCAUUUUUAUUAUUGUUGAUCAUCUUCCUCCUUAUCUAUUUUGAUUAUCUGAUGAGCUUUUUAGGUAAAGGUGAUAUCUUUAGUAGUAAACCUUAUUAUUAUUAUUAUUAAGGUAAGAAGAAGCUCAAGUAAGCAACCUUUUGGGUGUCAACUAGGUGAAUGAAUGUCCACCUUAUUCUGUCCUUUUUAGACUAAAGAAGAGAGCGCGUGUAAUAGAGGAUACCACGGUAUACUUGUACUCGUAAUUGUAUUAUUGUACGAGUACACGAUAUAUAUGAGAAUUAGACACUUGUAUUAAAGUAAGCCGUAUCAUUAUUUGCAUAGAGAGGAGUGUUUAAACAAAAUACCUAUUUUGAUUGGAUUAGAUUGUUGAGAGGGUGGUCCAUUUUUUGGGUUUUGGUGGGCUCUAUCAAACCAAUAAAAACCCAUAUCUUGGAAGUGUGAGGUUUGAAGAUCCUCUUCCCAUUCACCCCAUUUAAUUUAUUUAAUUUUUUGUAAGAAAAAGUUAGGGGGGGUGUUGAGGAAGAAAGAGUAAGACCUUUCAUCAAAUUCUAUAAUUUAAUUUUUGGCUUAUAAUUGCUUUUGCCUCAAUUGGGUUCCUUGCUUUGGGUGUGUCCUUAUCUUUAAUACCUUGAAUUAGAUUAUUAUCCAUCAUUAUUAUUAUUACUAAAUACAAAUCAUUCUAAAUGCUUUUCUUGUUGGUGACUGGCAUCUCCUUCUUCUUCUUCUUUCUAAACUCCUUAUCUUUAAAACCACUUCCACCUUGGGCUAGUGAUGUGAGGUUUUUACCACUCUGCUUCUGGAAAGAGUUGUCUUUCUCUCCCAUUUGCAAAGCUCUUAGAAAAGGAAUUUUUGGUGUUUUUUGGGAUCUUCCAUUUUCAUCUAUUAUUAUGGCAAUAAAACAGGGCACUUUUAGCUCUAAAUUUGAGAAUGUUCAUGAAAAUGAGCAAUUAUCAGUCUUGGAUUUGCCUGAACUAGCAUUGGAUUGUAUUCUUGAGAAGCUUUCGCCUGCCGGGUUGUGUAGUAUGGCUGCUGUUUGUAGCUCAUUGAGGGAGAGAUGCAUCAGUGAUCACCUUUGGGAUAGACACAUGAAGCAUAAAUGGGGGAGGGUUUUAGGUCCUGCAGCUUCCCGCGAAUGGCAAUGGUUUAUUGCCUCUAGACGAAAUUCGAGUGUUUCUGCUGGGAAAAAAUCACAAGGCUUUAUGAAAUAUAUUUGGUAUGCAUGGCCUUUGACAUGGUUUGCAUCAAAAUUUGAUAAGUCUAAUAAUAAGGAUUCUGCUUCUCCUCUGGUUGAUACUGUUAUGUCCUGGUUUUUGGCUCUUGAAAGUGGCAAAUUCUGGUUCCCUGCCCAAGUUUACAACCGUGAGAAUGGUCAUUUUGGUUUUAUGCUGUCCUGCUAUGAUGCUGAGCUUAGCUAUGAUCCCCAAACAGACACGUUCCAGGCAAGAUAUCCGCCCCAUGGGAGAAGGGCAGUGGCGAUAGAGAGUGGUAUUCAAUGGGAAAGGCUAAGGGCAGCACCAGUGGAUACUCCACCACAUGAUCUUCAUGCAUCUGAUUGCUUAAAUGAUCUACACCCUGGAGAUCACAUAGAGAUCCAGUGGAGACGGAAUAAAGAAUUCCCUUACGGAUGGUGGUAUGGUGUGGUUGGCCACUUGGAGUCAUGUGAUGGAAAUGAGAAUUAUUGCCGAUGUCAUAGUAGCGUUUCAGCAUAUUCUAACAGAUGUGAGGUUUGCGUCCACUAUGUUCGGUUUAGUCAUUUGACACACUUCUUUGGUUGCAAGCAGACACUGUUGUGCUCGAGUUUAAUCAAUAUACACCUGGAUCACGGUGGAGAAGGACAAUUGUUAACAGGAAGGAUCACAGAGAAGAAGGAAAUGAAGGUGAUGGAUUUUAUGGAGGUAUAAGAAAGCUUCACACGAACGAUGAAAUUGCUACUUGGAAGAGUGUGUGGCCUAGGGAGAUUUUGGAGUAGUGAACAUAUCUUAGAAAAUUUGCUUUCCUCUAGGCGUCAGAUCAAAACAACCGAAGCAGCUCACAAGUAUGCUAACCAUAUCAGUAGUUGCUAUGAAUUUAUUUUUUAUGCUAUGCGAAAGCUGUGAGAACAUGCAGAAACAGGCUAGCAUUUACUGUGAUAAGUAUCAUCUUUUCAGCCUACAAUUUUAUUCCCACCAAAAUUUUUCAUGGAUGAGUUUAUAGGGGGGUAGCGAAUGGCUACUCUAGCAAACUUCAUUCCAUGCCGCAUUGCAUCUGUAUGGAUGCGAAUUUGAUGUACUAUAAAUAGCGACAUACCAUAAAUCUUUUGUAGCUAUCAGAACCUUUUACAGUGAUGAAUGAAUAACAGUUGUUAGUUUUAUCAUAC